UUUUUAUGUGUAUGUAAAUGUAAACUUAAAUUUUUGCCACAUAGUUAUUGUAAAUAUGUGGGUGUAAUGAACUUAAAUUAAAUGUUUUCUUAUUUAAUUAAAUAGAACAAUUUCCAUUUUUAUAUGUAUUAUAAAUGUGCCUAAAUUUAGUGUCAUGAGAAGUCUGUUUUUUGUAAUUUGUAUCAUUAUUAUUAGUUGCCACAUAGCAAGAUGUUCUUCCAGAAACAACAAAAAAUUAAUAAUAGAAAAUAUAGCUGACAUUAAAGACUUUAAAAAGUUACUCAGGACUAAAACUAAUGUCUUAAUUUGUUUCUAUAAUAACUAUAAACAGUCCCAAAAUGUUAUCAAAGUGUUUAAAGACGUUACAGAAAAUAUUAAAGGAGAAGGGACUAUGGCUCUCAUCGAUUGUUCAGGAGAUGCCAAAAAGAUGUGCAAAAAACUAAAAAUAUCAACAGACGAUCCAUAUGUUAUAAAACACUACAAAGAUGGCGAUUUUCAUAAAGAUUAUGAUAGGAAGUUUACUGUCAGUUCUAUGACCAAUUUCAUGAGAGAUCCAACUGGAGACAUACCAUGGGAAGAAGAUGUUUCUGCUACUGGAGUAGUUCAUAUUCCAGAUGCAAAUACACUGGCGAAACUAUUAAAAAAGGAGCUGAGGCCAUUAAUGGUAAUGUUCUAUGCACCAUGGUGUGGAUUUUGCAAAACCCUAAAACCCGACUAUGCAGAAGCUGCAAAAGAAUUGAAAGAUGACGCUGUUCUAGCAGCUAUUGAUGUUAAUAGACCUGAGAAUACUGUUGUAAGAACGCAUUACAACAUCACUGGGUUUCCCACACUGCUUUUCUUUGAGAACGGUCAUCUUAAGUUUCCUUACGAAGGGGAAAACAAGAAAGCAGCGAUAGUGUCCUUCAUGCGUAAUCCAUCAGCGCCACCGGUCAAAAUCAAAGAAGCAGAAUGGUCCGACGUCGAUAACGAUGUAGUUCACUUGACCACAAGCAGUUUUGAUCCAGUGUUAAAAGACGAAUCGUCAGUGUUAAUAAUGUUCUAUGCUCCUUGGUGUGGUCAUUGCAAAAAAAUGAAGCCGGAAUAUGAGGCUGCAGCUGCUCAAAUGAAGAACGAAGGAAUUCCAGGCAUGUUAGCUGCAGUGGACGCCACCAAAGAACCCACACUGGCCUCUAGGUAUUCAGUCAAAGGCUAUCCAACUGUUAUUUACUUCUCAUUCGGAGAACAAAAGUUCGACAUCAACGUUAGAGACGCUUCUAAAAUUAUAGACUUCAUGAAAGAUCCUAAAGAACCUCCACCACCACCCCCGCCAGAAAAACCUUGGGUUGAUGAAGAAAGUGAGGUAGUUCAUUUGACCGAAGAGACAUUCAAACCAUUCCUAAAGAAAAAGAAACAUUCCUUGGUCAUGUUUUAUGCUCCAUGGUGUGGACAUUGUAAAAAAGCCAAACCUGAAUAUACUCAAGCCGCUGCAGAGUUCAAGGAUGAUCCCAGAGUCGAAUUUACUGCUGUUGAUUGUACUGUAUACCCAGCAGUCUGUAGUGCAAACGACGUGACAGGUUAUCCCACGUUUAAAUACUUCAGUUACUACAAGAAGGAGAUGAAAGACUAUAAAGGUGGAAGAACGGCUCCUGAUUUUAUAGACUUCAUGAGAGAACCCGACAAAGUAGUAAAUAUUCCUUCUCCGCCUGCUGAGCCGGCUGAAUGGACAGUGGAUCCUGCCGUGGUGUUAUUAACAGACAAAAACUUCCGAACUCAGCUUGCGGACAAAGUGGUUCUAGUCAUGUUCUACGCUCCUUGGUGUGGGUACUGCAAGAAAAUGAAGCCGGAGUAUAACGUAGCAGCCCAGCAACUUAGCUCUGAAGGACACAAAUAUUGUCUUGCCAUGAUUGAUUGUGCCGAAAAUCCAUCAAUUGCUGAAGAAUACAACAUAUCCGGGUUCCCGACACUGAAAUUAUUUAAAAACGGAAAAUUUGUUGCCGAUUAUAACGGGAAAAGGACUGCUGAUGAUUUAAAAACUUUCGUGUUGAAAUAUAUGAAUAAUCCAAAAGAGGAGUUGUAAAAAGUGAUUGUAGGUAUCUCGAAUCAAGCUCAAAAAUACUCAUGCUCAUUAAACUGCAGAUCUGAUAUUUAAAGGUGACUAAUUUAAUGAAAAUAAUAAAAAAUCGAA
Molecule: messenger RNA, 2164 nt
Organism: Diabrotica balteata
Lineage: Eukaryota; Metazoa; Arthropoda; Insecta; Coleoptera; Chrysomelidae
Source: the annotation of a GenBank genome assembly